AUGACGAGCCCUGGUGGUGUCUCGUUAGAUAAGGUCUCCACGACCGAUCUGCUGGAGGAGUUGAAGCGCAGAUACAGCUGCCUUUCCAAGCCUGAAGGCCGAUAUAUCUUCCUGGGGGCCCCCGGUUCAGGCAAAGGCACGCAGAGCGCUAAUCUACAGAAGUCGCACUGCUACUGCCACAUCUCCACUGGUGAUAUGUUGCGGGAUGCCGUUGCAGCAGGCACAGAACUCGGCCAGAAGGCAAAGGGCAUAAUGGCCGCUGGGCAGCUCGUACCGGAUGACUUAGUCCUCGAGUUGCUCUCGGAGAGGAUGAGAAGCCCCGAGUGUUCUCGAGGGUUUAUCUUAGACGGAUAUCCACGAAAUCAAGAGCAAGCGAAUGCAUUAGACAAACUUCUGGAGUCUCAGAAACAGAAGAUCGACGGAGUUGUCUUCUUUGAUACCCCAGAGGAAACGCUGGUGCAGAGAGUCUGUGGUCGCCGCAUUCACCCCGCGAGUGGCCGCGUCUAUCACUCUAUCUUCAGACCCCCGAAAGUUCCAAACAAAGACGACGUCACAGGGGAGGAUCUGAUUCAGAGGAAGGACGACAACGAAGAAACGCUGCGAAAGCGUUUACAUGCCAGUGGCCGCGUCUAUCACUCUAUCUUCAGACCCCCGAAAGUUCCAAACAAAGACGACGUCACAGGGGAGGAUCUGAUUCAGAGGAAGGACGACAACGAAGAAACGCUGCGAAAGCGUUUACAUGUGUUCAAUCAACAGACUCUGCCUCUGGUGCAGAGAUACGAAAAACAAGGGCUGCUGCAACGCAUCGAUGGGAGCCUUCCUGCUCCAGCUGUCAGCGAUCAGCUGUACGCCUUCGUUCAGAAGCGCUCCCACAGCAGCAAAUCAGCAUAA
Molecule: messenger RNA, 891 nt
Organism: Eimeria mitis
Lineage: Eukaryota; Apicomplexa; Conoidasida; Eucoccidiorida; Eimeriidae
Product: adenylate kinase, putative
Exons: 7
Coding region: 1-891 (296 amino acids)
Biological process (GO): nucleoside diphosphate metabolic process; nucleoside monophosphate metabolic process
Cellular component (GO): cytoplasm; cytosol
Molecular function (GO): ATP binding; AMP kinase activity; nucleoside diphosphate kinase activity
Source: RefSeq, a predicted model, not a curated record